This is a messenger RNA of Penaeus indicus, 2420 nucleotides long. RefSeq lists its product as uncharacterized. NCBI's taxonomy places the organism in Eukaryota, Metazoa, Arthropoda, Malacostraca, Decapoda, Penaeidae. The transcript is spliced from 13 exons. The record is from RefSeq and is a predicted model, not a curated record. The coding region runs from base 466 to 2067 and encodes 533 amino acids.
GCAGUACUGCACUGUGGUCCGUACGCGUUCCGUUCUUGUUGUGUGUGCGUAAGUAGUCAGAAAAAAACGAGUGAUAUAUUAUUAGCGAUGACAUAACACGAGAAACCUUCAUAGAAAAUUAUGGCAGACGAGAUUAACAAAUGAAAAGUCUCACAUCUUUUUCAGAAGAGCAUAGAGUGUGGAGAAUAAACCCAAAACGUUUUCAUCUGCAAGUGACGCUCAAGUUCACUCAUGACUCUAGCACACUUGGCAACUUCCCGUCGACAGCGCCUGGACGUCAAAGUAUCAUAUCGCAGUGGCAUGAUAAAGUGCAACAAAACAUCUCAAGGAUAUGUAGAAAAGUAAAGAAAAAAUAACUCAGUGUCUGGAGAUAAGAAUCCAAAAGUUUUUUUUUUUUAUCUGUCUAUUGUGAUUUCGUCGAUCGACAACUGCAGGGGCUGUUUAGAAGGGGUUCGUGUCUCCGUCAUGGAAGGAAGGAAAAUGCUGGCAGUCGCCUUGCAGGAGAAACUGCAGUGGGAGGGCGGAGUCCUGCGCGGGGCGUCCUUGCUGACCGAGACACCUCACACGUGGCACCUCCUUCUGCAGGACCCUUUUUCCGGCACCGAUUGCAUGCUGUUGAAGGCCGAAAAGGGAAACUAUAUCCUCCACGUAUGCUGCAGGAAGAGAAAAUUUCCUUAUAUCAGUAAUAAAAGGAAUGCUCACAUGGUCAAACUGAGAAGAGUUUGUUUUGAUAGAGUCAAAGAAAUCAUUGCAGGGACCGGCUGGGCGUCGGUACCAGCAAGUAAGAACUCGGUUGGCUUGACAUUGCAGGGCAGGUUAAACAUCCACUGUGUCAAUAUCUGCCUGAUGCUUCAUUUCGCGGUGCACAAAAAUUCGUUGGUGGCAACCUGUCCCCACAAAAUCACUCGUAAAAGGGCGCACGGCGAGAUUUCCAGUUCAGUCACUUACUUCACGGCGCUACGUAAAGGUGUAGUGCACUGCAAAAAGGCGGAAUUGCCGACGGAAAUGGGCGUAAACGCUGGAGCUACCUAUACCUCCAUUCUCCAUAAUGAUGACGAAAUAGCCCGGACGAUUCUGAGGAGAGUUGACGAAAGAGUGAAACAGACAGUUAGGAGGAAUGCAGAGACCGUCCGCCUCUUCGCCGAGCGCCUACAGAAGAACUUCCACGCGGGGGACUACCUUGCCGGGGCUGACAUCAUGCACGCCGGCAGCGCGUACGAGGGCCUGACGGUGAAGCCCAAGACGGACUUCGACGUGAUCGUGGUCCUCGCCCUGAAGUGCCUGGAGGACGGCUUCGAGGUGAUUCGCGAUGAAAGUAUGUUCUUUAAGCUGAAAACAAGGAAUGGCUUCGUCCUGGCUGAGAAACUCCAGAAGUUUCUAUUUAAGGAACUGACCGAGUGCGUAGGGAGGACUAAGGUAGACGGAGCGAGCAUCAGGUGUCGAGAGGGACUGGCUUCGCUCGACGUUGAGAUAAAGACUAAAUACGACAAGAUCUCGGUCGAUUUGUCCCCACAGAUCCCAGUUCGAACAUGGGGAAGAUGCCCAGAUCUGGUUAGUCUCGCCAGCCUCCCUCGUUGUCUCCGGCAUUAUAUCGACGUGCUGAACAGGAACAAAUCUCCAGUGAUGUUCUUCAGCCCAGCUGUUCCCGGACACCAUAGAAACCAAGACGUUCUGUGCAACGUGUCUUUUUCAAUGCUUGAGAAAACAUUUCUUCGGAAUGAUGCAACACUCCGCGAUAGUGUGCGCCUCGUCAAAGCCACAGCCGUGUGUCUGGAUUGGAAGGAGAAGUUCGGUCUCAAGUCGUUUCACAUCAAGCGAGUCGCGAUCAAGUAUUCGGACGAGUUGGAAGGCCUAACUUUGUGGAAUGGCUAUAAGCAGCUCCUCCGCAACCUGAUGGAAGAACUCACCAGCACACACACGUUUGAUGGCUUUUUCGUCAGCAACCAAGUCACCUACAAGAAGAAACCAGAGAGAGUUUACAUGUUGAAGGAAGAAAUCAAACAAGUUAUCACAUGGAGUUCAACCAAGCUGAUGCAGGUGUGGUCACAGAAGGCGAGGCGACCGUGAGGGAGGAGAUCCAAGGAAAGGAAAGUUACAGAGAGGGAUGAAAGUCUGCCCUCUCCAGGAUACGCCGUAUUCAAAUGUAGAAAAGAUAUGAAUGCGAAUUAUUGUCUCCACACUACAAGAGAUGUUUUUAACCGACUUCGAGUAUCUCAGAAGUACAUCUGACGGUUAAAUACAUCUCUUGUAUUGUGAAGAUAUCCAUUCUCAUUCAUACCUUUUUACUAGGAGUCAUUUUUGGACUCAAUGAUCCCUGUUACAUGGUGAUAUAUGGGGUUUGCAGAGAUGCCUUUGUGUUGGUUUCAAAAUUGUAUGUAUAUAUAUAUAUAUAUAUAUAUAUAUAUAUAUAUAUAUAUAUA